CUGGGGCUUCAAGAGAGAGUGAGAGGCCAAGUGACCAACAACAUAAAAGAGUGGGGGAAGAGAGAGAAAGAGAGAGAGAGAGAGAGAGAGUGAAGAAAUAAGAAAAACAUGAGACUCCCAUUUUUCUUUCUGUUUCCCAAUUGUUUCUUUCUCAAGCUCUCCUUUUCUUCUGUCUCUUUGUUCUCUCUUCCCUUCUUCCUGCUAUAACUGUAGCAGCAGCACUGCAGUGCAGCAGCUACAGCUAAACAACCCCACGAGGCCACGAACAGCUAAAAGACCCACAAAUAAAAUAAGCAGCAGAGGCCAAAGGUCGCAUCUUUUUCCCCCAGAUCGCCGGUUUCCCGCAUGGAAGGCCGGCAUAGAAGUGAAUUCCAGCCACCGCCGGCGGAUUUUUCCGUCUAAAUGCAAGGAAAGAGCUGUCGAGCUGAUGAUGCCACUGUUGUUCCGACUUCCGAUGAUGAUGACGACGAUGGUGGACGAAGAAGAUUAUUAGCUAUCCCCAGCGAGCGACUGCUGUCUUCUCUAUUUAUUUUUGCUACUAUUCAUUUACUUUUGUCUUCUUCUCUUGUCAAGUGGUGGUCCUGCUUCAAAGUACAACAAUGGCUGCCACCGCAAAUACUACAACGAUAGACUCGACGGCAACGCUGUCGGCCGAUGACCUGACGGCGAAGGCGGUGCACAAGCGGUAUGAAGGGUUGAUGACUGUGAGGACCAAAGCCAUAAAGGGCAAGGGUGCUUGGUAUUGGGCGCACCUGGAGCCCAUACUGGUUCAUAAUUCCGAUACUGGACUCCCCAAAGCGGUGAAGCUCAGGUGUUCUCUCUGCGAUGCCGUUUUCUCUGCUUCCAACCCAUCUCGCACUGCCUCCGAGCAUCUCAAAAGGGGUACUUGCCCCAAUUUUGCUUCUUUACCCAAGCCCAUCUCCUCUGUUUCACCUUCUCCCAUCUCCUCUAUCCCUUCCCCUUCUUCCCACCACCACCCCAACCAUCGCAAGCGUAGUGCAUCAACUUCGGGCGGCGGUGCUUCCUCUUCGUCAUAUCAGGUCUCACCACUUGCCAUGGUCGACCCUUCCCGCUUCUGUUCUGACCUCAGCUAUUCUUCCGCAACGGCUGUCGCGACUUCCAGUGUCACUGCGGCUUUGCCUCCACCUCAGCAGCCACAUUUGAUGCUGUCGGGCGGGAAGGAGGACUUGGGUGCUCUCGCUAUGCUGGAAGACAGCGUAAAGAAGCUCAAGAGUCCCAAGGCGUCUCCCGGCCCGACGCUUAGCAAGAACCAGAUUGACUCCGCCUUCGGCCUCCUCGCCGACUGGCUCUACGAGUCCUGCGGCGCUGUCUCAUUCUCUAGUCUCGAGCACCCCAAGUUCCGGGCUUUCCUAAACCAGGUAGGCCUGCCUCCGGUAUCCCGCCGAGAGUUUGCGGGGUCCAGGCUCGACGCCAGGUUCGAAGAAGCCAAGGCCGAGUCGGAAGCGAGAAUUAGGGACUCCAUGUUCUUUCAGGUUGCGUCUGAUGGGUGGAAGCCAAAGGUUUUCGGCAGUUUUGGUGGAGAAAACGUGGUGAAUUUGACAGUAAACCUCCCCAAUGGGACGAGUUUGUUCCAGAGGGCGUUGUUCACCAACGGCCCCGUUCCGUCCAAGUACGCAGAGGAGAUCCUCUGGGAGACGAUCACCGGCAUAUGUGGGAGUGUGGUGCAGCGGUGUGUGGGGAUCGUUGGGGACAAGUUCAAAGCCAAGGCAUUGAGGAAUUUAGAAAACCAGAACCAUUGGAUGGUUAAUCUGUCUUGCCAGCUUCAGGGGUUCAUUAGUUUGAUCAAGGACUUCAGCAAAGAGCUCCCACUCUUCAAGACUGUUACUGAUAAUUGCCUGAAGCUCGCUAAGUUUGUAAACACUAAGUCCCAGGUCCGGAACAGUUUCCACAAGUACCAACUGCAGGAGCUUGAGCAUGCCGGAUUGCUCCGGGUGCCACCGCCUGAGACGGAAAACAGUAGCAACUUUGCACUUGUGUACGCUAUGUUGGAGGAUAUUAUGGCCUCAGCUCGGGCACUCCAAUUGGUAGUGUUAGAUGAGUCGUAUAAGGUGGUAUGCGUAGAGGACCCUGUUGCAAGGGAGGUUGCAGACAUGAUCCGGGAUAUGGGAUUUUGGAGUGAAUUGGAGGCAGUCCACUCUCUGGUGAAGCUGGUAAAGGGGAUGGCUCAGGAUAUUGAGGCAGAGAGGCCACUGGUUGGGCAAUGUCUCCCGUUGUGGGAGGAGCUAAGGACAAAGGUGAAGGAAUGGUGUGCCAAGUUCAACAUUGCAGAGGGGCCUGUGGAGAAGGUGAUCGAGAAAAGGUUCAAGAAGAACUACCACCCAGCUUGGUCAGCUGCAUUCAUACUUGAUCCGCUUUACUUGAUGAGAGACACAAGUGGGAAGUACCUUCCACCCUUCAAGUGCUUGACACCCGAACAGGAGAAGGAUGUUGACAAGCUCAUUACACGGUUGGUCUCAAGGGAGGAGGCCCAUAUUGCAUUGAUGGAACUCAUGAAGUGGAGGUCAGAAGGGCUUGACCCACUCUAUGCACAGGCUGUUCAGGUGAAGCAGCGAGAUCCCUUGACAGGAAAGAUGAGAGUUGCCAACCCCCAGAGCAGUAGACUGGUGUGGGAGACGUACUUGAGUGAAUUUAAGUCACUGGGGAAAGUGGCAGUGAGGCUGAUUUUCCUCCAUGCAACCUCAUGUGGGUUCAAAUGCAAUUGGUCAUUCUUGAGGUGGGUGUAUGCCCAUGGCCGCUCUAGGGCAGCCAUGGACAGAGCUCAGAAGAUGAUAUUCAUUGCAGCCCAUGCCAAGCUCGAACGCCGGGAUUUCUCCAAUGAUGAAGACAAAGAUGCAGAGCUGUUUGCCACUAUAAAUGGUGAGGAUGACGUGUUGAGUGAGGGUUUUGUUGAUGCAUCCUCCGUGUAACAAUUUUUUUUUUCUCUCUCUUCACCCUUGUAGAAUUCUGAAAUUGUAGGAUUUAUUGAAUUCUUUCCACUACUAUUUUUCUCUU
Nelumbo nucifera (sacred lotus) is the source of this 3012-nucleotide messenger RNA. RefSeq lists its product as uncharacterized. The record is from RefSeq and is a predicted model, not a curated record. Lineage: Eukaryota; Viridiplantae; Streptophyta; Magnoliopsida; Proteales; Nelumbonaceae.